GUGGCAUUUUAUUGGAAAUUGUUUUAGUGUUAUCUUAAGAUGAACCUUGUUUACUCUUAUUCUGGAUUAUGUAAACUGACUUGCAAUAUUUGCUUGAAAGGCGGGAUAUAAGUUUUAAAAUAAGUAAUAAGUUACACGAUACUCUGAAAUCAAUAAUAUUCAAAGCAAAAGCAGCAGCAGCACCCCGAUCAUAUAAGAGGAGAUCUAGCCUGGUCUAAAGUAGCUCUGAAGAAACAGCACUUGUCAAGCAGGGUGAAAUUCAGCCGCGCUGCCGUCUUGCCGCCUCCGGGCAGCAGGAGAAGAAGGAGGAGCAGAAAGGCAGCCGCGAGGGGCCGGCCCAGGUGGAGGAGAGUGAAGGGAAAGCUUGGAAAAGCGAGGCAAGAGGUGCGUAGGAAGGCUGCGCGCUGUGGCUUGCUGCGCUUCUCCUCGGGAUGGUGCUGUUGGUGAUCAUGGGAGUGAGCGGCUCGGGGAAAUCGACUGUGGGCUCACAUCUGGCAGAUAAGUUAGGAUGGAACUUCUAUGAUGGUGAUGACUAUCAUCCAGAAGAGAACAGAAAGAAAAUGGCAGAAGGGAAACCUCUGAAUGACCAGGACAGGAUUCCAUGGCUUUGCCACUUGCAUGAUAUACUAAUGAGGGAACAUGCAUCUGGACAAAAUGCAAUUGUUGCCUGCUCAGCUCUGAAAAAAAGGUAUAGAUGGAUUUUAGAAAAUGGAGAGACUGGUAUAAAGAGUGCAAGUGGUCAGUCACUGGAACAAGAAGUGCCCACACCACCAAAGAUCCUUUUUGUCCACUUAGCUGGACCUAUGGACCUAAUUGCUAGGCGUCUAGGGAAAAGGAAAGGACAUUUUAUGCCACCUGAUCUCCUACAGUCUCAGUUUGAUACUCUUGAACCUCCAUCGGCACCAGAAAACUUUCUCUCUAUCAGCCUGGAAAAGCCUGUUUCAGAAAUAAUAUCUGAAAUUGAAGAAUAUGUUAGAAGCAUAUGUUGAGAUUCCACCCCCCCAGUUGGUUUCUGAACCAUAAUCAUCUCACACAAGAUUUGUUUUUAGUAAACCUUCUUUUGAUUAAAAAAUACAUUUUUAUUUAUAAAAUGUAUGGUACCCAUGCGAUGAACACAACAGUAAAGAUGCUUAAUUAUU
Molecule: messenger RNA, 1139 nt
Organism: Hemicordylus capensis (graceful crag lizard)
Lineage: Eukaryota; Metazoa; Chordata; Lepidosauria; Squamata; Cordylidae
Gene: IDNK
Product: IDNK gluconokinase
Exons: 5
Coding region: 432-989 (185 amino acids)
Cellular component (GO): cytoplasm
Molecular function (GO): gluconokinase activity
Source: RefSeq, a predicted model, not a curated record